Prunus persica (peach) is the source of this 621-nucleotide messenger RNA. RefSeq lists its product as uncharacterized. The transcript is spliced from 2 exons. Lineage: Eukaryota; Viridiplantae; Streptophyta; Magnoliopsida; Rosales; Rosaceae. The record is from RefSeq and is a predicted model, not a curated record. Bases 1 to 621 code for a protein of 206 amino acids.
AUGUCGAGCUAUGGAAAGUUCCUCAAGGACGUCUUAAGCAAAAAGAGACGUUUGGAAGAUGUAGAGAUGGUGGAAUUGACGGAGGAGUCUAAAAGAAUUUGUUUGGGAGAAAUUAAGAAAACUAAUAUUUCUUUGCAGAUGGCUGAUAGAUCACUUACAUAUCCUCACGGCAUUCUUGAAGAUGUUCUAGUGAAGGUGGAUCACUUCAUAUUCCCAGCUGAUUUCAUAGUUUUGGAUAUGGAAGAAGAUGUCGACACUCCAAGUAUUUUAGGCCGCCCAUUCCUCAUUAGAGGAAGAAUGAUAAUUGACGUAGAAAAAGGUUCUUUGAUCUUACAAGACGCCGAUCAAGAGGUGGAAUUCAAAGUUUUUGAUGCAACCAAGUACCCCAUUGAUUCGGAGUAUUGUUUCCAUUUAAAAGCAGUAGAUCAGGUUGUUCGACCACAAUUCAUAGCAGACUACCCAAAAGAUCCAUUGAAAGCAAGUUUGGUUCAUGAGAUAGAGGUAGGAGAGGAGCCACAUGCGCUCGAAAUGGUGAACACAUUGGAAACCAAGGUCGUCCCAAGCACCAUUGCCUCACCAACCCUCACUUUGAAUAGAUGCUUGGAAGCAAAUUUCAAAUAA